Parasteatoda tepidariorum (common house spider) is the source of this 1491-nucleotide messenger RNA. RefSeq lists its product as uncharacterized. NCBI's taxonomy places the organism in Eukaryota, Metazoa, Arthropoda, Arachnida, Araneae, Theridiidae. The record is from RefSeq and is a predicted model, not a curated record.
GGAUAAAUAAAAAUCAAAAACAAUUUUGUAGUCAAUCAAAAGUAAUAUUAUUAAUUAAAUUAAUUAUUUUUGUUAAUAAUAAAGCACUUGAACCGCAUGUUGUCCAAUGAAAAAGGGCUUGAGAAAAUCAGUGUUUAUAUUUCUCACGAUAUUGCGUUGAAAAUGGGAAUUAGUAACACUUCCGGGAAUGCUUGAGAGACAGAGAACCCCCUUGUGACGCGACACAGUGGGGGUGGUGUGACUAUGUCUUUUAUUCUAACCUCCUUGACCAAGGGCUAUUAAUUAUCCCAACUGUAUAAGAACAGAGGACCACUUGCUUGUGACAAAUCAUUUGUAAAGAUGGGUAGAAGAGGAAUAUCGAAACUGGCAAUGAAAAAAAGGAUGAUAGCACUUGCAGCAGCGAGAAAAAAAAGGACACUUCUUACCUUUGUGCAAGAAUCCACCAACGUAUCUCCAGUUAUUAGUUCUGAUUGUAUUGAUGUAUCCGGAAAUCAUCUUGUGAAUUUAUCGCAUGGGAAUAAUAUUCAAGAAUUGUCUGCUAGGCCGCAAGAAACUAUCGUUUUACCUAUCUCCGCUAAUGCUGCAAGCAUGUACGUCACAGGGAAUGAAACUCUAUAUCCAUUCCAUGGAAAUAACAAUCAAGAAUUGACAGCUAGCCCGCAAGAAGCCGUCCAUUUACCUACUUCCUCUAAUCCUGAAAGCAUGGACGUAGCAGGAAAUGAGCCUCUGUAUGCAUUUAAUGGGAAUUUUUUUUCCGAAGAAAUGGAAUUACGUUCACAAGAAGCAUCUAGUGCAUCAGCUGCCACUAAUUCUGAAAGCCUUAACACCUCAGGAAAUUAUGCUCUUGAAUUACUUCAUGGGAAAAAUAAUAGAGAAUUGCCAUCUUUUUCCCAAAAAAAUCCCGAUAAACCUGUUGCUUCUGCUGGAAUAGAUGUGACGGGGAGAAGGCUUGUUGAUUUUUCAUUUUUUAUACAAAACCUAAAAAGAUUUGAGGAUCAUGGCCCAUUUGACUGUAAAAUAAAAGAUGUUAUAAUAGUAUCUGAAAUGAAGAAUGGUCUUAAUUCUUCAUUUAGAUUCAAAUGCCGUUUGUGCAAUUUCGAGGAUGUUGUGCACACAAAUGAAGAAUCCAUUUCAAUAAAUACUGCGACAGUUCUUGGAAUCACUGCAAUAGGAUGCGGAUUUUCUAACAUGGAAGACCUAUUCUCAAAUUUAAAAGUACCCUGCAUGUCAAGUCGAAGAUUUGCAAAAGAGCAAGAGCAUCUUACGAAAGCUUGGGAAGAAACUGCAACAUCGGAAAUGGCAAAGGCGGCUGAAGAAGAGAAACGAAUUGCAAGGCAAAGUGAAGAUAUAGAUUCAGAUGAAACACCUCUUCUCACCGUCAUUGUUGAUGGGACUUGGGGGGAAAAAAGAUCCUAUCGCACAAACUACUCAUCUUUAUCAAGAGCAGUAAGUUUAUUACACAUUAUGUUUUUCAGAAAAUAGUUCGUUAUA